AUGGAAACAGGCCUAGCGCAAGAGGAGCCCAGUGUGGUGCACAAGGGGGCUGCGAAGGACACCAAGGCUGAAAAGAAAAAGAAAAAGGCGACGGCAUCCAAGGUUGGCCUUUUAAAAUCAGAGACAAAAGCCAAACCUAGGGGCAAGAUACUGCAAGAAGACAAGGACAGUUUGGAGGGGCCCUGCGGCUCCGGGUGUAUCAUUAUUCUGCGUUGUCAGCGUUUUAACAACGUCCGUUGCUUCAUGGUUUUCUACUGCAUGCUGAUCUUUUCUCAAGGUAUGGUGUUUGGUCUUGUUGAUCUGAGCAUUAACAAUUUCCUGAAGGAUUAUCAGCUGAGUAUCAUUGAUAGUACAGCAUUGUCCUUGACCUAUGAUGUUUCAUCUUGUCUGGUAGUAGUAUUUAUAGCAUACUAUGGAGGGAGAGGAAAUAGACCACGAUGGAUUGCAGUUUCCUCCUUUAUAAUAGGAUUUGGUACACUUUUGUUUUCUUUUCCAUACUUUACUGGUGAAAAUUAUCAAGGGACACAAAAUAUAGAAGAUACCUGCCAAGCAAAGAAAGUUAACAGUACUUGCCAGGAAGUCCCACCAUCUUUCAAAAAGAAAUAUGUACCUUUCUUCAUCGCUGGACAGAUUGUGCAAGGGAUAGCAGGAAUGCCUCUUUAUGUUCUUGGAGUAACUUUUCUUGAUGACAGUGUUGACAUGUACUCAACUGGUAUCUAUCUAGGCUUUGCGGACGCUUCCUCAAUUCUUGGAUAUGCUUUGGGUUAUGCUAUAGGAGCUCCACUACUUAAUGCCUCUGAGAUCAACACUUCUGAAAGAAGCAUUACAGUCCAUGGAUAUAAAAUAAAAUGGCAGUGGACUUGGUGGAUGGCCUUUCUUUUUCCCUCUCUUAUUGCAUGGUCUACAUUAAUACCAUUGUCAUGCUUUCCACAGAAUUUACCAGGUACAAGAAAGAUAAGAACUGGGAAACUGAAACAGUCUCAUUGGUCUGCAAACAAGUGUAAGGAGCAGGAAUUUGGAAAUAGUUUCAAGGAUUUCUUUGCUGCUAUUUGGAUUCUGAUGAAGAAUCCAGUGUUUGUGUGUUUAGCCCUGUCGAAAGCUACAGAAUCUUUACAUACUAUUGGAGCUUCUGAAUUUCUGCCUAAAUAUAUGGAAAAUCAGUUUGUAUUAACAACCAAAAUGGCAACUACAAUUGCAGGACUUGUUUUAAUUCCAGGAGGUGCACUUGGCCAGUUUCUGGGAGGAGCAAUUAUUUACAUAUUAGAAUGGUCUUGUAAAGCCAUUAUGAGAUUUAUAAUGGUUACAUCUGCUGUAUCAAAUAUCCUACUUGUGUUUAUCAUUUUUGUUCGCUGCAAAUCAGGACAAUUUGCUGGGAUCACUGAAAAUUAUGAAGGAACAGGGCAGUUGGGAAAUCUAACAGCUCCUUGUAACUCUGAAUGUGGAUGCUCAUCUUCAUUUUAUUUUUCUGUAUGUGGAAGAGAUGGAAUUGAAUAUUUCUCUCCCUGCUUUGCAGGUUGUAGAAGUUCCAAAUCAUUAAAACAUCUUAAGACAUACUACAAUUGUUCUUGCAUUACGAAGGGAUUAACAACCUCAGAUGAUGAAGGUGGUUUUAUUGAUGCAAAACCUGGGACAUGUGAAGUAAUGUGCUAUAAAUUACCCUUGUUCAUUUCCUUUUUCUUCUCUACGAUUGUGUUUUCUGGUUUUUCUGGUAUACCAGGCACUGUGUCCAUUCUCCGGGUUGUAUCUGACAAACAACCUUCUCUGGCUCUGGGCAUUGCUUUUGUGAUUAUAAGAAUAUUUGGGACUAUUCCUGGACAAUUAGUUUUUAAAAUGGUAGGAGAAAAUUCUUGUACCUUUCGGAAUACUGAUAGCUGUCGACGCGUAGGAAAUUGUUGGAUCUAUAACAAGACAAAAAUGGCCAACCUGUUGGUAGGAAUAUGUUUUAUUUGCAAAGUAUUCACUAUCUUCUUCACUGCCAUUGCGUUUUGCCUGUACUCACAUAAUAAAGAAAGCACUGUUAUGAUGCCUAAACCUCACCAAGCCUGGUUGGAUAAUCAGCGAAGGAAGAAAACAGCAGGAUAUAUUCUUGAACGAUCUCCUGAUGCAAUUGCGUUUACAGCUUUCCUGUCAGCACCCAGGGAGAACUUUCCGCUACCAGACUCCCACAGCCUCUGUUUGUUCCCAGUCCAUAGACACCAGGGAAGAGCGCGGUGGGCUGGGGCACAAGGCGCCAGCAGAGGGCGGACUCUGCGGGAGAGAGGCCGGCCCUUGCCCCCUCACCUGGCCGCCACAGCCCCCACCGUGCAUUCUGGUUGGCUCCGGCAGUGA
Molecule: messenger RNA, 2328 nt
Organism: Choloepus didactylus (southern two-toed sloth)
Lineage: Eukaryota; Metazoa; Chordata; Mammalia; Pilosa; Megalonychidae
Gene: SLCO6A1
Product: solute carrier organic anion transporter family member 6A1
Exons: 14
Coding region: 1-2328 (775 amino acids)
Biological process (GO): transmembrane transport; sodium-independent organic anion transport
Cellular component (GO): membrane
Molecular function (GO): protein binding
Source: RefSeq, a predicted model, not a curated record